This is a messenger RNA of Solanum dulcamara, 1545 nucleotides long. RefSeq names its product tRNA dimethylallyltransferase 2. The transcript has 11 exons. The record is from RefSeq and is a predicted model, not a curated record. Gene Ontology annotation, cellular component: mitochondrion. Gene Ontology annotation, molecular function: tRNA dimethylallyltransferase activity. Lineage: Eukaryota; Viridiplantae; Streptophyta; Magnoliopsida; Solanales; Solanaceae. Gene Ontology annotation, biological process: tRNA modification. The coding region runs from base 37 to 1440 and encodes 467 amino acids.
GUCAGUGAAAACAUUAACCCAAAGAGAAGCUCAGCAAUGGAAAUUGUUGAAAAACUGCAAAACCCUAACAAUGGAGGUGAAAUUAAACUCAAUCCCACAUCAAAUUCAAAGCCAAAAGUAGUAGUAAUAAUGGGAGCAACAGGUUCUGGAAAAUCAAAACUUGCUAUUGAUUUGGCUUCUUACUUCCCUAUUGAAAUCAUCAACGCUGAUUCUAUGCAGGUUUAUCAAGGAUUGGAUGUUCUUACUAAUAAAGUUACUCCCCAAGAGCAAAAAGGAGUGCCUCAUCAUCUUCUUGGUACUAUCAACCCCUGUGUUGAAUUUACUGCCAAGGAUUUUCGUGACUCAGCUAUCUCUAUAAUAAAUGAGGUAUGGUCCCGCAAAAGGUUGCCAGUUAUAGUUGGAGGAACAAAUUAUUAUAUUCAGGCUCUUGUGAGCCCAUUCCUUCUUGAUGAUUCUGUUGAAGAUGCAGAGGCUAAUUGCUUAAGCGACUCUCAAGAAGAUGAGCAAUCUGAUCUUGCAGUUGAACUUAUGCGUGAGGAUUAUGAUUGUGCUUACAACCGUCUUAAAGAUAUUGAUCCAGUUGCAGCUAACAGAAUUCAUCCAAAUAAUGGCAGAAAGAUCAACCAAUACCUGAGUCUGUAUGCACGAUUUGGUGUUAUUCCAAGCAAACUUCUUCAAGAGAGGACUGUAGAGAACUGGGGUCAAGUUGAUAAUUCAAGACAUGAUUUUUGCUUCUUAUGCGUGAAUGCAUCACUUUUGACUUUGGAUCCAUUUGUCGAUAGAAGAGUUGAUCACAUGGUUGAUGCUGGUCUACUGAACGAAGUUCUUGACAUCUACAAUAUGAAUGCAGACUAUACAAAAGGCUUGAGGCAGGCCAUUGGUGUUAGGGAAUUCGAGCCGUUUCUUAGGCGUUACAUACUGGAACAUCAAAAACCUUGCGGUGAAUCUCACGAUCAGACACUAAAUGACCAGAUAUUGAAGCAAAAUAUACAGCAUAUUGUGGAUUCCCCUGAUGAUAAUGAAUGGAAAGCUCUUCUAACUGAAGCGAUUCAACAAGUCAAAUUGAACACACGGAGACUAGUUCGACGUCAAAGGAGAAGACUUAAUCGUCUGCAGAUGCUAUAUGGAUGGAACAUACAUUAUGUUGAUGCCACGAAGUCCAUCAUAAGUGGCGCUGAUGAUAUAUGGACAGUAGAAGUGGUGAAACCCUCUGUAGGAAUAAUCAAAUCCUUUCUCACCGGGGAAUCCAGUACAGAAAAUGGCAGCAAUGCUUCUGAAGAAACGAAGAUGAUUCAAAAGGAUCUCUGGACUCAGCAUGUUUGCGAGGCAUGCGGGAAUAAGGUCCUUCGAGGCGCGCAUGAGUGGAAACAGCAUCGACAGGGUCGUGGCCAUCGAAAACGAAUUUCUCGGCUUAACAAGUCUGCAAGCUUGUGUUUGUGAAGCAAAACAUAUGUAUACCACCUCUGCUUAUAGCACACUUCUUUACUUUUACCUUUUGAGUUUCAUAUUACCUAGUUAAAUGAUAUGCAUUCUCACUUGUUAUGA